AUGGGCAACCUGCGCGUGUGGCUGAUCGUGGGAGUGUUGGCAUGCCUGCUCCUGGUGAGAGCUGCCGCGGCGGAGGUGCAGGCGGAGGACGGUGGCGGCGCCCCCGCCGCCGCCGUGGACGACGAGGACGAGGAAGACGACACGUACCACCCCAAGGACAUGAACAAGUUUCACGGUGCAGAGAACGAGCAUGAAGAGUUGGGGUCAACGGCUGCUGUGGAUGAGACCCCGGAAGAGGAGGAGAAGGGGGACACCGACGACGACGUGGAGGAGCUCCUGAACAUCGAGCAGGAGCUGAUCGUCCUCGGCCACUGA
Spirodela intermedia is the source of this 315-nucleotide messenger RNA. Lineage: Eukaryota; Viridiplantae; Streptophyta; Magnoliopsida; Alismatales; Araceae. The record is from the annotation of a GenBank genome assembly.